This is a messenger RNA of Pararge aegeria (speckled wood butterfly), 682 nucleotides long. RefSeq names its product bilin-binding protein-like. The transcript has 4 exons. NCBI's taxonomy places the organism in Eukaryota, Metazoa, Arthropoda, Insecta, Lepidoptera, Nymphalidae. Bases 23 to 595 code for a protein of 190 amino acids. Gene Ontology annotation, molecular function: pigment binding. The record is from RefSeq and is a predicted model, not a curated record.
UCUCAGCGACAAUAUAGCAACAAUGUUCGGAUUCUUUCUACUCACCCUCGUGGCUUCGGCCGCCGCCUCAAAAGCCGGUUGUCCCACAAAUGUGGUAGCCACUGAAAACUUCGACUUCAAAACUUUCGGAACUGGCAUAUGGUUUGAGGCCGCAAGGUACAAAAACAAAAUGGAAAAGAAUGGCAACUGCGGCUACGCUGAGUACACACCAAAAGGUGAUGGGAUGGGAGUGAAGAACUACGACGUUGCCUUCGGCAAGAAGCGUUUGAUUGAGGGAUCCGCCAAGUUAGCUGCUGAUGCUGGCAAAACCGGAAAAAUGAUCUUCAGCUAUCCUUAUGGAGCUGGUGGUGCCAUCACAGAGAACACGCUGUAUGUGCUCUACAAUGACGACCAAUCCGCCGUACUCUUCCACUGCGAAGAAAAUGAGGACAAGACCUCCCGUCAAGACUACGCUUGGGUCUUCUCACGCUCCAAGACUCUGAAGGCUACCAGCAGGGCCGCUAUUGACAAGUUCCUUAACGAGAACGACUUCGUUGACGGCGGCAAACUGAUCUGGAACGAUUUCUCCGAAGAAGCCUGCAAGGUCAAGGCCUAAUAAGGCAUACGGAUGUCAGAAUUUGUUACAAGCGGGUCUAACUCUCUUAUAUCAAAAACUGCUAGUAUAGAUAUAGUAGAUAUUAAU